Dipodomys spectabilis (banner-tailed kangaroo rat) is the source of this 2073-nucleotide messenger RNA. It is a transcript of the gene Cnga3, whose product is annotated as cyclic nucleotide gated channel subunit alpha 3. The transcript has 7 exons. The record is from RefSeq and is a predicted model, not a curated record. Lineage: Eukaryota; Metazoa; Chordata; Mammalia; Rodentia; Heteromyidae. The coding region runs from base 1 to 2073 and encodes 690 amino acids. Gene Ontology annotation, cellular component: plasma membrane; intracellular cyclic nucleotide activated cation channel complex. Gene Ontology annotation, molecular function: intracellularly cGMP-activated cation channel activity; cGMP binding; intracellularly cAMP-activated cation channel activity. Gene Ontology annotation, biological process: monoatomic cation transmembrane transport.
AUGGCCAAGGUCAAUACCCAGUACUCCCAACCCUCCCUGGCUCACCUUACUGUAAAGAGCAUGGACAGAGAUCUCAACUGCAUUGAAAAUGGCCUCAGGGUCCACUCACCAUGUGAGGAGACAUCAUCUGCACUGCAGGAAGAGACCGCCAUGGAGACCAGAGUGUCAGCUGGACCCAGGCACAGCUCCUUCACUAGCCAGACACCUGCCAGGUUGUCUCGCCUCGUCAUCUCGCUGCGUGCAUGGGCUGCCAGACACAUACACCAUGAGGACCAGACACCAGAUUCUUUUCUAGCGCGUUUCCAGGGAGCUGAGCUUAAGGAGGUAUCUACCCGAGAGAGCAAUGCCCAGUCCAAUCUGGGAAGCCAGGAGCUACUGGACAGAGGGAAAAGCACCUGGCCCCUGGCCAGAAGCAACACUAACACUUGCAACAACUCUAAGGAGGAAAAGAAGAAGGACACUAUUGUGGUAGACCCCUCCAGCAACAUCUACUACCGCUGGCUGACUAUGAUUGCCCUGCCAGUCUUCUAUAACUGGUGUCUGCUUGUGUGCAGGGCCUGUUUUGAUGAGCUUCAGUCUGAGCACCUGAUGCUGUGGCUGGUCCUGGACUACUCAGCAGAUGUCCUCUAUGGCCUGGACAUGCUGGUGCGUGCCCGAACAGGUUUCCUCGAGCAAGGUCUAAUGGUCAGGGAUGCUAAGAGGCUAUGGAAACAUUACACAAAGUCUUUGCACUUCAAGCUAGAUGUAUUGUCUCUGGCUCCCACGGACUUGGCUUAUUUAAAGCUGGGUAUAAACUACCCAGAACUGAGGUUCAAUCGCCUAUUGAAGUUUUCCCGGCUCUUCGAAUUUUUUGACCGCACAGAGACAAGGACCAACUACCCCAAUAUGUUUCGGAUUGGGAACUUGGUCUUGUACAUCCUCAUCAUCAUCCACUGGAAUGCCUGUAUCUACUUCGCCAUUUCCAAGUUCAUUGGUUUUGGCUCAGACUCUUGGGUAUACCCCAACAUCUCCAAGCCAGAAUAUGGACGCCUCUCCAGGAAGUACAUUUACAGUCUUUACUGGUCCACCUUGACCCUGACUACCAUUGGUGAGACCCCACCACCUGUGAAAGAUGAAGAGUAUCUCUUUGUGGUCAUAGAUUUCCUGGUGGGUGUUCUGAUUUUUGCCACCAUUGUGGGCAACGUGGGCUCCAUGAUCUCAAACAUGAAUGCUUCCCGGGCAGAGUUCCAGGCAAAGAUUGAUUCCAUCAAGCAAUACAUGCAAUUCCGAAAGGUGACCAAAGACUUGGAGACACGAGUUAUCCGGUGGUUUGACUACCUGUGGGCCAACAGAAAGACAGUGGAUGAAAAGGAGGUGCUCAAGAGCCUCCCAGACAAGCUGAAGGCUGAGAUCGCCAUCAACGUGCACCUGGACACCCUAAAGAAGGUCCGCAUCUUCCAGGACUGCGAGGCGGGACUGCUGGUGGAGCUGGUGCUAAAGCUGCGGCCCACUGUGUUCAGCCCUGGGGACUAUAUCUGCAAGAAGGGGGACAUCGGGAGGGAGAUGUACAUCAUCAAGGAGGGCAAGCUGGCUGUGGUGGCUGAUGAUGGGAUCACCCAGUUCGUGGUUCUCAGUGAUGGCAGUUACUUUGGGGAGAUCAGUAUCUUAAACAUAAAGGGGAGCAAGUCGGGGAACCGCAGGACAGCAAACAUCAGGAGCAUUGGUUAUUCCGAUCUGUUCUGCCUCUCCAAGGAUGAUCUGAUGGAAGCCCUCACCGAAUAUCCUGAUGCCAAAAAAGCCCUGGAGGAGAAAGGGAGGCAAAUCCUGAUGAAGGACAAUCUGAUUGAUGAGGAUGUAGCCAAGGUUGGGGCGGACCCCAAGGACAUCGAGGAGAAGGUGGAUCACCUGGAGUCCUCCCUGGAUACCCUGCAGACCAGGUUUGCCCGGCUCCUGGCCGAGUACAAUGCCACACAGAUCAAAGUGAAGCAGCGCCUCAGCCAGCUGGAGAGCCAGGUGAAGGUGACUGGGAGUGGCCUCCUGGACGAUGGCAGGGUUCCUGAGGAUGCUGCAAACACUGGGGACACAGGACAAUGA